Linum trigynum is the source of this 333-nucleotide messenger RNA. NCBI's taxonomy places the organism in Eukaryota, Viridiplantae, Streptophyta, Magnoliopsida, Malpighiales, Linaceae. The record is from the annotation of a GenBank genome assembly.
AUGGGGAAAUUUCUGCAAGUAUAUGCACUCAAUCAAGAAACCAUUGCUUGGAAAAAACUGGAUGACCUCGAAGAUAAGAUGCUGUUUGUGAGCACUACUUCUGCAUUAUCAGCAACAAAUAGCAGAGAUAGGAUUACGAGCUUGGGAAACAAGGUGUUUUUGGACAGGUUCAAGGAGAAGGAUGGUGUGUUCUAUUCUCUGGCAACAAAAAGGUUUCAUACUUUUUGGAGCGGAUACAACAAUGAUGAUUGGUGCAACACCAAAGAAUAUUUAAAUUGUACAUGGAUCGAACCAAGCUUCAAAACAAACACGAAAGAUGAGCUUCAAUGGUAA